UGCCUUUGAUAUCAACAGCGGUAAGCGGAUACACCAAAAGUACGGCACAGCAACACCAAUGACCAGGACACUGAUCCGCUGAGUCACACGGCUUGGUGAGAUUGACAAAAUGCCACGAGGAGUGCAUUUUGGUGAUGCUGAGGGGAACAUAACUAUCCUGGACCUGGAUGAUGUUGAUGCAGACGUGAAUGAUGAUGAUGACAAUGCAUCUGACGGAUCGUAUCGACAGGAAAAUGAGGAUGAACAGUCAGUGGAAACUGCACUGAGCGAGUAUGUUGAUGAAGAUGAGAUGGAGGAAGCUGAAGCACAGCAGCUGGCUGUUGAUGACACAGUGAUCGACCUGGAUACAGGAGUGAACACAGCCGCUGCUGACAACAGAUUUCAACAGGAUACCGCCAGAGGAGCAGAUGACAGGGCCGAGGACAGUGGAGACAGGGAGGAGACAAUACCAGACGGGGGCUUGGAAGAUGAGGAGGACACCGCCGCAGACGUGGAAGCCAUGGAAGCCGUGGAACCCGUGAGGAACCCGUAAGCUCAAGGCUCCGGGAAAGGGUAACACGAACACACAACAAAUAUAGUGAGGCCGAUGGUUUUGCAACCAGCAUACACAGCAGAUCCUUUUUCACUGCAGGAUACACACGAGCAGUGAACCAGCUAUGCGGAAAGGAAUCGACAGUGAUGCUUGUUGCCAACGCCAUCGCAAACUAUAAUAACCUGGACGCCACACAAGCCACCAAACAGUAUGGAAUCAAGGAAGGAAUCCGCCGAUUUGGAAAGGCAGGAGUGGAUGCAGUACUGAAGGAACUAAAGCAACUGCAUGAUCGAAAUGUCGUGUCAGCCCUGGAUCCCAACAGGCUAACAGCAGAGAUAAAGGAGCAGGCGCUGCCAUAUCUGAUGUUCCUGAAGAGGAAGAGGGAUACAUCAAUCAAAGGGAGAGGGUGUGCAGACGGCUGAAGACAAAGAGAGUACAUCCGAAAAGAGGAUGCGACAUCACCAACAGUGUCAUUGUACGCGCUGGUGCUCUCAUGUGUCAUUGAUGCAAUAGAGUGUAGGGAUGUGGCAACCGUAGAUAUCCCAGGUGCUUUCCUACAAACACCCAUGCCAGAGGGCGAGGAUGUGUACAUACGGUUGGAUGGGACCAUGGCUGAAUUGCUCUGCCGGGUGGACCCUAGAAUGUACAGGAAGUAUCUGGUUUGCAAGAAUGGGAAGAAGACACUGUUCACCAAGGCUGAGAAGGCAAUAUAUGGCACCCUACGGGCGGCACUGCUGUUCUGGGAGAAACUAUACGGCCAGCUUGAGGAGUGGGGGUUUGAGUUGAAUCCCUACGAUCCAUGCACAGUGAACAAGAUGAUAAAUGGCAAGCAGUGCACAAUAGUAUGGCACGUCGAUGACCUGAAGAUAUCCCACAGUGACCCUGAUGUAGUAAGCGAGGUGAUACAGCAACUAAACAGUGAGUUUGGGAAGGAGUCCCCACUGACUGAAACACGUGGCAAAAUACACGAUUAUGUGGGGAUGACAAUUGAUUACAGUGAGGCCGGGAAAGUGAAAUUCAGUAUGUUUGACUAUCUCGAAGAGAUCAUACAGAAUCUUCCGGAUAACCUGCGGGGAAGUGCAGUUACCCCAGCAGCAGACCAUCUGUUCAAGGUCAAUGAGGAAGGGAUUAAGCUGGAUGAGGAGAGAGCCGACAAAUUCCACCAUUAUGUAGCCAAACUGCUGUUCAUGGCAAAGAGGGCACGACCAGAUAUACAGACGGCCGUUGCUUUCCUGUGUACACGCGUGUCAGCCCCAGAUGAAGAUGACUGGAGGAAGCUUGGCCGCGUGAUGCGAUACCUCUCAUCAAAGCCAUAUAUCCCACUCGUGUUGGGGUGGGACGGCAGUGGUCAUGUGUAUUGGCACGUGGAUGCUGCAUUUGCAGUCCAUAAUGAUAUGAAGAGUCACUCUGGAGGGGUGAUGACAUUCGGAAAUGGCGCUGCAAUCACCACAUGCACAAAGCAGAAACUGAAUACAAAGAGCUCGACUGAGGCGGAGGUCGUGGGUGUCGAUGACAACAUGACUUUUAUCCUGUGGGCCCGAUAUUUCCUGGAAGCUCAGAAUCAGCACGUGACCGACAACAUCAAGGAUGGAAAGAAGAAGGAAGGACAACCAAAUUUAGGAAGAACACAUGUCAUUUACCAGGACAAUGAGAGUGCAAUAAAGCUGGAGCGCAACGGUCAGCGAUCGAGCACCAAAAGGACCAAACACAUCAAUAUCAGAUAUUUUUUCAUCACCGAUCGAAUCAAGAAAGGGGAGGUAACCGUGGAGUACUGUCCGACCAAUGAUAUCAUUGCCGACUACUUCACCAAGCCUCUACAAGGGAGUAAGUUUCAAAAGUUCAGGAACACUAUCCAAGGAAUCAGCAAUGAGGACUGUAUUAAAUACAAGCAAGCUUAUUUUGCUGCAAAGCAAGCAAGAGCUGUGGAUGACUGUACUCAAUAAAUGCGUUGCGGCCAUAUACAGUAGAAUCCUACACGGCAAGCCGUGGGGAACCUACCCGCAUAAAACCGCAAAGAGGAGUGUGUUGAGGGACAGACGUUCGCGCGCGCAUCCACCAAUGGUCGGAUGUACAAAAUAAUCACAAACAGUGUGAGAAGUCACCAGGAUCCCAAGUGGUUCUGAGUUAUUCUCAUACUUUUAUAAUUUAUCUAGUCAAUAGGGUAAUUUACCAACUCUUUAAGACUUCAUGUCCGAUUCUCGUGAAACACCCGACAUCUCGUACAUUGAAUCAACAAUUUCCUGCCAAUAAUAGAACAGUGUCACGUAUGGUACGUACUACCAUACCACUUGUGGCGCCACGGGAGCUAAUACGAAAUACAGUAGUGACAAGAAUCUAUGAAGGCUACCGUAGUACGUUACUCGUUUUGUAAAUUUGUAACACUCGUACUUGCUCUCAAAAUAACUUCUAAUUCUUGGUACUUGAUCGGUAUUAAGACUAAGAUAUAUGACAGGAUGUGAUACUAUGCCAUAGCUAUAUUGGACUCGAUACCAGUAAAAAUGAGUGAGACUAAUAUGCUUCCAGAUACUUGAAGAUAGAAUACUGUAGUUAUAUUGGAAACUGCGUGUCCGGGUGUGAGUGAGGAACCAGUAGUUGGUCACCCUUGUUGCAUUUGUGCAAUGCUUUUWGAAGGGAUCCAUCUGCUCCUGGAAAUCAAUUAAAUCACUCAAUUCAAUGAACUACCUGGGGUGGUGCCUCAAGGAUUUGCCACUGUCGUUCAAMAGUCAAUAGAUGAUCGACAAAGUAUCAAUAGACAUUGCGCUGGGUUUCUGCUUAGAUACCACAUACUAUCCUGAUUCAUAGGCUUCUAACACAUAUUGUUUAUUGCAAAUUCCAAACACCAUCUGUAUCUUUCGACUUUCUACCUUCUGCCAAGUUCUAUGUCUUUCGAUUUCGCGAUCUCCGAAAAAAGUCCCGGUCGAAUAAGAGCUAUGGUGGCCGAUCGUCGGUGGCAAGAAGCAAAUCAAAAAUACUGCGAAGAYGAUUUAGUUGAUGAAAAAAUGAUUGCGUUGUGCCAAGAACAAAAAAGGCCGAAAYAGAAACGUAGUUUGCAACAGAGGUAAGAAACUGCGAGUAUGCCGUCCUACUAGGAUACAAACAAACUAGCCGCAACGAUGUUUGAUAGGCGUAUGGGUCCUUGCCAAGGAGAAGGAAUGGCCAGAAAUCGUCAAGUUGCUCCUCCGCAUUUUUUCGCUCAAGCAUGUUUCCUCGGAAAAUAUAUUGAAAAGUUACGUAAUGCUUUUGUCAAUCCUUCGUAAAUCAGACAGGGAUAACAGUUGUAACGUCAUCGGAAACGUUGCUUUUUCGAGACGGUGGCAUAUCAUUAUUCAUGAAACAUAGUGCGGUGACACCAACGCAUGAGUGUUGCUUAAGGUUACGUACCGGAUUGAAAUCCUCCAUUUGAGAAGAUAGUUCGUGAAUAUCCGUCGAAAAAUGAUUUUCAUUCGUGAGAUGACGACAGAGCUAURUAUGCACAUACAUCAAGAGGAGCGAAUGAAAUAAAAGUGCCUAUUUCCCUCCAUGGCACGUUGACCUGCACCUUUCCAUUUUGGGAACUCUACGAUCUUACUGCCCGGUCAACCAUCUAUAGUUGUGAGCGGUGUACAUUUUCAAAAAUUUAAUUCAGCUUUCAAGUCUUUUAUGUGAGRGGGAGUGGACGACGAUCUGCAUGACACAGACAAGUUUCUUGGCACUGAUGAUGUGAAAGAUCGAAAAUMAGUGAUUGUGUGGCCUCGAAGUCAGGCAAAAAAAGUGAAAUCAAAAUUAUUUAUUGGC
Messenger RNA from Pseudo-nitzschia multistriata, 4306 nucleotides. Lineage: Eukaryota; Bacillariophyta; Bacillariophyceae; Bacillariales; Bacillariaceae. The record is from the annotation of a GenBank genome assembly.